AUGUCCGCUGACGCUUUAAACCGCUGUGAAGUCAUCGGUCAGCUCAGGAGGGAGCUGUAUGGAGACCCACUGUUGGCUCCCAAGACGCACAUUUUCAUCAUAUUUGGAGCUUCAGGUGAUCUUGCAAAAAGGAAAAUCUACCCAACACUUUGGUGGCUGUAUAGAGAUGGCCUGCUCCCAAAUGAGACGUACUUUGUGGGGUUUGCUCGCUCCAACCUUACUGUCCAGGACAUCAGGACAGCAUGUCUGCCCCAUAUGAAAACCGCUGAGGAAGAGAGCCACUGCCUCGAUGUCUUUUUCAGUAAAAACUCUUACAUCAGUGGGAUUUAUGACGAUGCCACCUCUUUUAACAAACUACAUGUCCAUUUAUCAUCUCUCCCGGAUGGAGCUGAUGCAAACCGGCUCUUCUACCUGGCCCUGCCCCCCACAGUGUACCAGAGUGUAACCACAAACAUCAGCGCACACUGCAUCAGCCACAAGGGUUGGAACAGGGUCAUAGUGGAGAAGCCGUUUGGUCGGGACCUCCAGAGUUCACAGGAGCUCUCCUCGCACCUCUCCUCACUCUUUAAAGAAGAACAAAUCUAUCGCAUCGACCACUACCUGGGGAAGGAGAUGGUGCAGAACCUCAUGGUGCUAAGGUUUGGAAAUCGCAUAUUCGGGCCAAUCUGGAACCGGAACAGUGUGUCUUGUGUGGUCCUCACUUUCAAGGAGCCGUUUGGUACACAGGGUCGUGGAGGCUACUUCGACGACUUUGGGAUUCUUCGUGACGUAAUGCAGAAUCAUUUGCUUCAGAUUUUAUGUUUGGUUGCUAUGGAGACACCAGCAUCUACUAACUUUGAUGAUGUACGCGAUGAAAAGGUCAAAGUACUGAAAUGUGUUGCCCCUGCCUCUGCCUCUGAUGUGGUCCUAGGACAGUAUGUUGGGGACCUCAAGGGGGAGGGACAGGCCCGCCGUGGUUACCUGGACGACCCCAGUGUGCCGACUGGAUCAUGCACACCCACAUUUGCGAGCGCAGUGCUCUAUGUUCAGAAUGAGCGGUGGGAUGGCGUGCCCUUUAUUCUGCGCUGUGGUAAAGCCCUGAACGAGAGAAAGGCUGAAGUAAGGCUACAGUUCACUGAUGUGCCAGGAGACAUAUUUGGUGGGAGGUGUCAGCGGAAUGAGCUGGUGAUGCGUGUCCAGCCGGAUGAGGCCAUCUACCUGAAGAUGAUGACCAAGAGGCCAGGAGUUUACUUCAGCCCAGAGGAGACGGAACUGGAUCUCACUUACAAGAGCAGAUACAAGAAUGUGAAGUUGCCAGAUGCUUAUGAGAGACUAAUACUGGAUGUCUUCUGUGGAAACCAGAUGCACUUUGUUCGCAGUGAUGAGUUGCGUGAGGCUUGGAGAAUUUUCACUCCCCUCCUCAAAAAGAUUGAGAAAGAAAAAACUGUCCCUAUACCCUAUGUAUAUGGAAGUCGUGGUCCAACUGAAGCGGAUGAUCUUGCACGAAGGGUUGGAUUUCACUAUGGAGGGACAUACAAGUGGGUGCAGCCCCACAGCACAUGA
Molecule: messenger RNA, 1542 nt
Organism: Knipowitschia caucasica
Lineage: Eukaryota; Metazoa; Chordata; Actinopteri; Gobiiformes; Gobiidae
Source: the annotation of a GenBank genome assembly